AUGUCGACACAGUACUCGAUAGACUCGGUGAGGUCUUACAUGGAUGCUAUGAGCACCAUGGUUUCAGCGGCGCAGAACUUCAAAUUAGGUGAAAAUAUUGCUGUUGCUCCAGAAAUUGACAACGAGAUUGAAAAGUCGAAAGACGAGUCCUACGUGCAAUUGACUACGCUUUCUCAAGAUAGAAAUGAAUGGGAUGAUAUUUUCGAUAGCUUCGGUGAACUUUCCAGGGCCAACGUCACAAACGCAAUUGAAAGCGCGAUUGCUGAAGAUUCCUCAAGCGUGACAAAUGAAUUGAAAUCUUAUAUGAAGGGAAUAAACUCAUCAGAAAUGGAUGAGGAAACGCUGUUGGAAACGCUUUUGCUUCUGCUUCAAAGUGAAAAUCAGGACUCUCUUCAGAGCGAGCUUUUAGAUCUUUUGGGGGAUGAAAAUAUCGAGUUUAUUUCAUUCCUUGUCCAAAAUCGUGAGGAACUUAUUUCAAUACCACCCGAAGAGAUCAAAAUUGCUCUCAAGUUUGAGAACAGUGAUGGUGAUUUUCUCACUCAUCGCGAAAUCCGCAAACAGUAUUUAAAAAAUGCUAAAGAUGCCAAAAAUACCGAGCUCAAUCCUCUUCAAAAACAAGCAGAGUACCCACAUGUUUUCCGAAAAUCUGAGGUUGGCUCAAGUUUUGCGCUUUCUUUCACAGGUCAAAAGUUUGCCUUGCCUGUCGGCACAACAAGAUCAUCGUUUGCGACGCGUGAAGAAAUCAUAAUUCCGGCUGCCGAAGCAGGCCUGCGAAAUUCAAUGAGAUUCAAAAAUAUUGUGAUUAAAGACUUGGAUGUGUUUUGCACCUCAGUGUUUACUUACGAAACCUUGAAUGCAAUACAAUCCUUAGUUUACCCCGUUGCAUACGAAACAAAUGAAAACAUGCUCAUUUGUGCUCCAACAGGGGCUGGUAAAACUGACAUUGCAUUACUGACUAUUCUUAACACAGUCAAACAGUUUUCAGAAGUUGAUCAGAAGGGAAACAUUGAUAUUGAAUACGAUUCGUUCAAGGUUGUUUACGUUGCACCUUUGAAGGCUCUGGCAGCCGAAAUUGUCGAAAAGUUUAGUAAAAGACUUGCAGUUUUUGAUAUGAAAGUUCGUGAGCUCACAGGUGAUAUGCAGUUAACGAAAGCUGAAAUCCUGGAAACUCAAGUGAUUGUAACAACACCUGAGAAGUGGGAUGUCGUAACGCGCAAAGCAAACGGUGAUAAUGAUUUAGUCUCGAAAAUUAAGCUGCUCAUUAUUGAUGAGGUUCACCUACUUCACGAAGACAGAGGUUCCGUUAUAGAAACUUUAGUUGCGCGUACACUACGUCAAGUCGAAAGAUCGCAGUCUAUGAUAAGAAUUUUAGGUCUCUCGGCAACUUUACCUAAUUUCAUUGACGUAGCAGACUUUCUUGGGGUCAAUAGGCAAAUCGGCAUGUUUUAUUUUGACCAGUCCUUUCGUCCCAAGCCCUUAGAGCAGCAGCUUCUUGGCUGCAGGGGCAAAGCCGGAAGCAAACAAGCGAGGGAAAACAUUGAUAAUACGGCGUAUGAAAAAAUGGUGGAUAUGAUACAGCGUGGUGCCCAGGUAAUGGUUUUUGUUCACUCAAGAAAGGAGACAGUUAGGAGUGCAAGAAACUUUAUUUCGAUAGCCACUUCUCAUCAUGAGAUUGAUCUAUUCACAGAGGCUUCUUCAAUUCGGGAGUUUUAUCAGAAAGAAAUGACCAAAAAUAAGGAUAAAGACGUUAAGGAGCUCUUUCAAUCAGGCUUUGGCGUCCAUCAUGCUGGUAUGUCGAGAUCAGAUCGUAAUCUCACGGAACGAAUGUUCAAAGAUGGCGCAAUCAACGUCUUAAUCUGUACUGCCACUUUAGCAUGGGGUGUCAACUUACCUGCUGAUGUUGUUAUUAUAAAAGGCACACAAGUUUACGACUCCAAGAAGGGUGGCUUCACUGACCUGGGCAUAUCUGACGUUAUUCAAAUUUUUGGACGUGCUGGAAGACCGGGAUUUGGUUCUUCAAACGGGACAGGUAUCCUCUGCACUAGUAGCGACCGUUUGGAUGAUUACGUUUCCCUAAUAACACAACAACAUCCUAUUGAAUCAAAGCUAGCAACAAAGCUAGUUGACAACUUAAACGCAGAAAUUUCUCUUGGGAGCGUUACCAACGUCGAAGAAGGAAUUCAAUGGCUGGGCUACACAUACCUCUAUGUUCGCAUGAGGAAAAAUCCUUUUAGCUAUGGUAUAAACUGGGAUGAAAUCAGGGACGACCCCCAACUUUACGAAAGAAGAAAAAACAUGAUAAUAAGCGCUGCAAGAAGACUGCAUACUCUUCAAAUGAUUGUGUUCGAUGAAGUUUCCUUACAUUUCAUACCCAAAGACUUGGGACGCAUUUCGUCUGACUUUUAUCUACUUAAUGAAUCCGUUGAGAUAUUCAAUCAACUAUGCAAUCCUAGCGCGACUGAAGCCGACGUACUAUCAAUGAUAAGCAUGAGCAGCGAGUUUGAUAAUAUGAAGUUUCGAGAAGAGGAGGCUACCGAGCUAUCACGACUAAUGGAUAACGCUGCCCAAUGUCAGAUAGGGGGCGAAGUCGAGUCAGCUCAAGGAAAAACCAAUAUCCUGCUGCAAAGUUAUAUAUCGCGUACUCGCAUAUUCGACUCUGCUUUGUCUUCCGAUUCUAAUUAUGUUGCUCAAAACUCGAUAAGAAUUUGCAGGGCCCUCUUUUUAGUUGGUGUUAACAGGAGGUGGGGCAAUUUUGCAAAAGUGAUGUUGGACGUUUGCAAAUCAAUAGAGAAGCGGUUGUGGGCUUUCGACCACCCACUGUGCCAGUUUGAAUUACCCGAACCUGUCAUAAGACAACUACGAGACAAGAAUCCCUCCAUGGAAAGUCUACUGGAUCUUGAGUCAGAGGAGUUGGGAGAUCUCGUCCACAACAGAAAAGUUGGACACAAACUGUAUUCAAUUUUGAGCCGUUUUCCAAGACUUGAAAUAUCUGCAGAUAUUUUCCCAAUCACAACAAAUGUCAUGCGCAUUCAUGUGGCUCUCACUCCUGCCUUCAUUUGGGAUAUGAGAAUCCAUGGUAAUGCCCAGUUUUUUUGGCUGUUUGUCGAAGAAUCAGAUAAAUCACAGAUUCUACAUGUUGAGAAAUUAAUUCUGAAUAAACGCCAGAUGAGUAAUCCCCACGAAAUGGACUUUAUGAUUCCGCUUUCUGACCCGCUACCUCCUCAGGUUGUUGUGAAAGUCGUUUCUGACAUAUGGAUCGGGAGCGAGUCCACACAAGUCAUCUCUUUCCAGCAUCUUAUCAGGCCGCAUAACGAAACUUUGCAAACUAAAUUACAGAGACUAAGACCACUGCCAACUUCGGCAAUGAAGAACCCAUUGCUAGAACAAAUUUAUCCAUUCAGAUACUUCAAUCCCAUGCAGACAAUGAUUUUCCACACACUUUACAACACCAAUGAAAGCGUCUUUGUUGGGUCUCCCACCGGUUCCGGUAAGACAGUAGUUGCAGAGCUAGCGAUGUGGCACGCCUUCAAAGAAUAUCCCGGAAGCAAAAUUGUAUAUAUUGCUCCAAUGAAAGCUUUGGUUAGAGAACGUGUCACCGAUUGGAGGAAGCGUGUAACGCCAGUCACAGGAGACAAAGUUAUAGAAUUGACUGGUGACUCUUUGCCUGAUCCUAGAGAUGUGAAAGACGCUACAAUCAUAAUCACCACUCCCGAAAAAUUUGACGGUAUAUCACGUAAUUGGCAAACACGUAAAUUUGUUCAAGAAGUGUCAUUGAUCAUCAUGGAUGAAAUUCACCUUUUGGCAAGUGAUCGCGGUCCUAUCUUAGAGAUGAUCGUUAGCCGUAUGAAUUAUGUGGCAUCCCAAACAAAGCGCCCUGUUCGAUUACUUGGUAUGUCAACAGCCGUUUCAAACGCCUACGAUAUGGGUGGAUGGUUAGGCGUGAAAGACAAUGGCCUAUACAAUUUCUCCUCAAGUGUCCGUCCUGUUCCUUUGAAAAUGUACAUUGAUGGGUUUCCUGACAACCUUGCCUUCUGCCCGCUAAUGAAAACGAUGAACAAACCAGCGUUCAUGGCGAUCAAGCAGCAUUCACCUGACAAGCCCGUCUUGAUCUUUGUCGCUUCUCGUCGGCAAACAAGAUUGACAGCUCUUGAUUUGAUCCAUCUUUGCGGAAUGGAAAGUAAUCCUAGAAGAUUUUUGAAUAUUGACGACGAGGGUGAGCUCCAAUAUUACUUGUCACAGGUUUCCGACGAGACGCUUAAGCUCUCUUUGCAAUUUGGGAUUGGUUUGCAUCAUGCUGGUCUUGUGGAGAAAGAUCGUUAUAUUUCUCACGAGCUCUUUCAAAAAAAUAAGAUUCAAGUCUUAGUAGCAACUUCUACAUUGGCUUGGGGUGUGAAUUUGCCUGCUCAUUUGGUGAUUAUAAAGGGAACUCAAUUUUUCGAUGCCAAAAUAGAGGGCUACCGUGAUAUGGACCUGACUGACAUCUUACAGAUGAUGGGGAGAGCAGGUAGACCUGCUUUUGACACAUCAGGAACUGCCAUUGUUUACACAAAGCAAGCAAAGAAAAUGUUCUACAAGCAUUUUCUGAACAUUGGUUUCCCCGUCGAAUCGUCACUACACAAGGUUUUGGAUGAUCACUUGGGUGCAGAAAUUGCGUCUGGAUCCAUUGCCAACAAACAGGAAGCCAUGGACUUUUUAAGCUGGACCUUUUUGUUUAGAAGAGCCCACCAUAACCCGACUUAUUACGGGAUUAUGGAAGACACAAGCGCCGCAGGGAUCAAUAAGCAUUUGAGCAACUUAAUAGACGACACUCUAAAGAAUCUAGAGGAAUCAAGCUGUGUUGCUUUGAGGGGUAACGAAAUAGAAGCAUUACCUUUCUUGAGCAUCUCCUCGUACUACUACAUUUCACACAAGACAAUUCGUCAAUUACUGAAACACAUCAAAAACACGGCUUCAUUCCAGGAGGUUCUAAAAUGGCUAUCGCUAGCUUUUGAAUUCAAUGAGCUUCCUGUGAGAAAUGGAGAAAUCAUCAUGAAUGUUGAAAUGUCAGCACAGUCGCGUUAUUCUGUGGAGAGCACCUUUGUCGGCGAAGAUGAGCUUCCUAUGUGGGAUCCACAUGUCAAAGCAUUCCUCUUACUUCAAGCCUACUUCAGUCGUGUGGACCUUCCUAUUGCGGACUAUCAUCAAGAUACCAUUUCUGUAUUGGAUCAGGCGUUGCGUAUUUUGCAAGCUUACGCUGACGUAGCAGGCGAGCUUGGCUACUACAGUACGGUUCUUACAAUCAUAAAGGCGAUGCAAUGCGUGAAGCAAGGCUGCUGGUAUGAAGACGAUCCCGUUAGUUUGCUGCCUGGAGUUGGACUCAAAAGAAUUACUGAUUGUGAGUUCUCUGAAACAGGAUUUCCCCUUGAGAAAUCCCAUUCCAUGAAUCUCGAUAAGAUUGGAAGGCUCAAGUUCAAGCAGUUAGAGCAAGUGGCCAGGAAGCUCAAUGUCGAAAAAGAGAAAAUUAAAGACUUUAUUGGGGAGUGUCAAAAAUUGCCAGUUUUGGAUAAUAUUAGAGUUGAACCUCAGAGUGAUCCUAACGAGCUUGUUAUUACUGCGGUACACGCAAACCCCCGGCACAACAGAAAUUUUGAAGUCUACUGUGAGAGGUUCCCCAAGACGCAGAAGGAAUUGUGGUUUGUAAUUGGGUAUCAGGGAGAAGAAUUAAUGAUGGUCAAAAGAUUCCAGCCUCGUAGGAAGAACAAUGGUGUCGCCAUCAGUGGCGAGUUCGUGGUAGCUGAAGAGCUACAUGGACAGACCUUGAGGUUUACCAUUAUCAAUGACGCUCUCGACAUCAAGUACGAUUUCGAGCACACAUUGGCGCGCUAA
This is a messenger RNA of Lachancea thermotolerans CBS 6340, 5865 nucleotides long. It is a transcript of the gene SLH1, whose product is annotated as RNA helicase. The record is from RefSeq and is a predicted model, not a curated record. Gene Ontology annotation, molecular function: ATP hydrolysis activity; nucleic acid binding; ATP binding. The transcript has a single exon. The coding region runs from base 1 to 5865 and encodes 1954 amino acids. Lineage: Eukaryota; Fungi; Ascomycota; Saccharomycetes; Saccharomycetales; Saccharomycetaceae.